Molecule: messenger RNA, 3363 nt
Organism: Lachancea meyersii CBS 8951
Lineage: Eukaryota; Fungi; Ascomycota; Saccharomycetes; Saccharomycetales; Saccharomycetaceae
Source: the annotation of a GenBank genome assembly
AUGGAUAAUGACGAUGUUGAAACUGGGUUAGAGCCUAAUUUAACGAUAAGUGAGCUUCGAGCUCCUGUGCGUUUUGUCACGGCAUUCCUGAUCAGUGACGAACGCUUAGUGGUAGUUAAAAAUCGAGAAAUUUCUGUUUUCUCGUACUUGGACGGUGGGAAAACACCUCUUUGCAGUUUGGUCACCUCUGAGACCGUUUUGGAGGCUUGCGUUUGUCCGGACCUGACUUCUAAAACCAAGUACGCGUUAAUAUUCUACCAAUCGGGUCUCGUCGAGGUACGAGAUGAAAAACUGGCGAUUAUGGACUCUACAAGACACACGAAGACUUUGGACUUUUCAGAAAAACCCUUGAUAGCGGUCGAUACGAGGUUUAACCGCUUCUUUAUAUGUUGGGAUCGCUUUUCCGUUGCUCAAGUAGAUUAUAAAGUGGGGCCACUCAGUUUCCAGCUUCCAGCAGCAGGACUGGCUCGAAAAGUGGCAUUUCGAUCGCCACAUCCAAUUGUGUCACUCGCAGCUAGCUGGAACUCAAUCGACAUGGAAGAAAUUUACAACAUUUGCGUGUUAUGUCAACCCGAAAAUGGCAAUGUGCCAGGCAUUGCGAUCUGGGAAGAAAUGGACUUGAUUCGCAACAAAUGGAAGCCGGUUUUGAAAAAUGUAGAUCUCGGAUCUUUCUCACAGGAUGCAUUCUGUGAUGCAAUAUCACUUGUUGCAAGAGACAAUUUUGGGUUUAUUUGCCUGAUGCCGAAAACGACAAUUUUUUAUGACGCGCAGAAGGCCUAUUUCUCGCAAAAGCCGAGGUGGGAUUCUUUUGAAGCAAAUUGGAGGUCGAUUUUGGAGAUCAAAAAUCCUGACUCGCGCUUUUUCCCAGCGUUGCAGCAAUCAAUGGAACAGGAGCCAAUUAUUUUUGGGUGUACAAGCGACGGGGAGUUUUUAGAUAUGAAACUCACGCAGCCUAUCAGAACCUUGACUUACUCUUUACAAAGUACCCUAAAUUUGGGCCAAGGUAACCUAGACACUGUUGACAAAUGUAUCCAUCUCCAGGGGUCUAAGUUCCUCAUAUCCACAACUACAAUGGGUCUUGUAGUCCUUGAUAUGACUGGUAAAAUAUUGUCCACUAUCCCAUGUUCGAACGAGGCGGUUUUGCAUUCAAGUAUAUCGGGGGACAGGGGUAAUUUCAUGCGCCUGUUAGUGUCUGGAGGGUCUUCUGGUAACUCAGGUUUUCUUGAAUGCACAUUCUUAGGGUGUGAAAGCUCUCCACAUUUAAAACCCUUGACUGGUACCAUAAAAAAUCCUGUGGUAGACUUCUGGUUAACAAAGCACGGUUUUUACUGGUCAGACUCCAACGGUAUGCUGCACAACAAAGACGGCCAACUUGAAGACAAAAGAGACGUGCUUUUUGUUAAUGCCGACGGUAUUGCAACGUUUCGGGAACAUGGCUUGGUUCUAGUCGAGCCUGUUGUGUUUUCUAAACCUGAAGAGCUUGUCCUUAUAAAGAGUAAUGGAACAAUCACCUGGAGUCCCAAUGGCGCCAGCUUAAACAUACCUGGUUUCGCAAAUUCGGCGUCCGCGAGUCCUUAUGUUUCCUCGGCGCAGGUUCGAAACAAAGUUAAACUUACUGUGGUUUGUUGGAAUUCGACCUCAGUGUGGUAUUUCAACACAGACUCUAGGUUGGUGCACUUGCAAGGCUUAUCGGAAGCUUGUGAUUGUCUGGUAAAGGUCUCGGAUAUUGCGACGCUGGUCAUAUUUAUUGAUGUUUUCGGUACCGUUCAGAUCUAUGGCGAGGAUGGGACAUUAUCUUUGCAAUUCAAGAUUAGCGGCCACAAUUUUUAUCUCCAGGAUCUUCCAAACUCCAACAGAUUCCUCAUCUGCUGUAUGGAUUGCGUUUUUUUGGUAAACAUUGAACCAUCAGAAAUUGCACCUUGCGAAGUCAUCUUGCCGUUGCGACUGAAGCGAAUGAAAAUCACAUCUUGUGCCCAAAUGAUAGCCUUAGGUGCUGAUUCAGUUUUGUACCAGGGAGAUAUUUCAGAACUCUUGACCACUUCUUCUAGCAUCAUCAAGAGAGUUUCUCGAAGUAAGUCCCACGUUUUCACGAAGCAUCUGACACUCCAGAUAUCUCGUCGAUUCGUCAUAACGAGCGCAUUGGCUGAAACUUAUGACACCCGUCAGGAAAAGAGUGUUUACAGCUCCGAGCUCCAAGUAUAUGAUGUGGUGGCAGGUAAGAUGGUACAGAGGUAUCGAAUUUCCCCAAUGUUUCCACAGGCAUUAAUUUCUGACCUCACUGCAGUGCCCUACCAUAAGGCUGUGCUAUGGAACAAAUAUAUGGACACCAAAACAACUUUUGCAAAACAGCUAGUUUUCGCAAAAUGUUUUCUUGUAUCACUAAGCUUGGAAUUUGCCGAGGACGAUUUACAGGAAAACCUGCUGCUGUUCAUUCUCGAUGAUGAGACGGGUGAGAUCGAAUUGCAGCUUAAAACCCGGGUAGACUUCAGCAUAACUUCGUUGCUCAACCACUCCAAUCGUAUAAUUUUUGCCGCGGGCGAAAGUAUACAGGCUCUGCAACUGGAGUAUUCGGCAAAAGAGGGGCACUUCAGCCUCGAACUCAUUUCCGCGCCUUUAGAUCUGGAUGGAUUUGCUGGAUCCUGUUUCCCCUUUUCGAAAGCUGAAACCAAACCUGUUUUUCAUGAAAUGCAACGUCAGAAUAAGCGGCAAAAAUCAAAUGAAGAGCCAGAAGUGCUUGGAGUUCACAGUUUGGUGAAAGGGAUUCAAGAACUUGAAGUGAAUGCAGAGGUUGUAGGACGUUUAAAAGCAGGAGUGCUGAGCUCAGAGCUGGAAAAGGUCACAAUUAAGCAUCGACUUGUGUCGGAGUAUAGCGAGGCUUCAAGUUGCAUAUCAGAUCUGCGUUUUUCAUCUGCCGUCAAGGUUGGGUUCGAGGAAAGCGAGGUAAAUACCACUGCUUCUUGCCUCGCUGCAGCAAACGAAAAGGGCCAUGUUUCUGUGAUGUACCGCACACCCUGUAGUGGCGAUAAGACAUAUGUCGGGGCUCAGUUCACCGGAUUGUGCGCGGUAACAGGCCUCGAGCUGGUAAACAUCAAGCCAAGAAGUCGCAGUGGGGACAGAUUAUCGAAUGUAGGUUACAAGGCGUAUGCGAAACUGCGUGACAAGUUCAUGCCCCUGGUUCUUGUUAAUACGAGUGACGGAGGGUGUUACCUGGUCAGUACCAUCACAUCAAAAGAAACCUUGAAUCAAUUCAUCGAAAGAUCCGUGGAGAACCUCGUAGCGGAACACCUGAAUUGCGAAGAAACCCACGUUUUCGGGGCAAACCACGAGCUUGCUAAUGAGGCUAAGGGCUGUAUUUUUGGAUGA